UACCACUCAACUGUUGUGUUUGGCCAAACAAACGUGUUGACCCGCUGCCAGAGCAACGCCUGGCCCGUGACCCAACGCAGCUGGAAAUUCUGGACAUGCGCAUCAUGAUGCACGCAAUGCGAAGCAACAGCACAAGUACAAACAGACAAAUGUGUGUGUGUGUGAACGGAAAGUAAAAGCGACAAACAGCCAACGCGGCGUAUGAGCAACAUUUUUACACACCAAUCGUGCCAGUGCGACUCCAGUUUUCCCAGCGCUCAGUUGUGCGCGCCACAAGAGCCACAUACGGGGCAAAAGAAAUAAAAAGAAAUAAAAAAAACAACAUACACACAAGUGAACUAUAUAAAAAGGCAAACAUUUAACGUCUUCAAGUCUUGCGACACCUUUGCUAGCUUUAAAAUUCUCUCGCUGGCUAACAAAUCAAAGUUCUUGCAGCUUACCCAAGUUCGUAGAUCUCAGAGAGAGAGAGAGAGAGAGAGAGAGAGAUAUACAUAUCUUUAUACAAGAUGACCAAAGUGGAGCUAUAUAAGUCUCGGGUCUUUGUGACAAUCAUACACCUGUGCGCGCUGGGCCAGUUCGCGUAUGGCCUGUACUACGGCAGCUUUGAGGUGCAGCGCAGCUAUAAGCUCAAGACGAGCUUCAGUCGGCGCCUGGUGCCCGAGACCUUUGGCCAGAAGCUGCGAUUUCUCAGCUAUUGGUCGCUGCAUGUUGCAGCCGGAGGCAAUUAUUGUUGUGCUGGUCGCCCUGCUCGCCUUGGAGGCGGAGACGACAACGACCAUCAAGUGGCAUAGCUCUGGCGCCGCAUUCACUGAACCUGCCACGUGGCUGAGCGGCUAUGUGCCGCGUGCACGCGAUUUGAUUGUAUUUCCGGAUAACUAUCCGGCCGUAAUGCCAUUGCCGGCAAAGGUGUACACGGCGGGCUUUGUGCUGCCGCGCCUGGGCGCCCUCCUGCUGGCCGAGGACGCCAGCAUAGAGCUGGCAGCUGGAGCUGGAACUGGAGCUGGACGCGCCUAUUUGAAAGCACCAAAGACGAGCAAAUGGUUCGAUCCAAGCAGCUGGAGCGUGCAGCCCGGCUCCGCCUACGCCUCCGCCUCCGCCUCCGGCUCUAUUGUGCCGGAGGUGGAGCGUGUGCCCUGCGACGAUGAGCAUGUGGUGAUUAGCGGCAAUGGCGGCGCGCUCUCCUUUGACUUGGAGCACGUGCAAUAUCUGCGUCUGGGCCAGCUUAUACUGGCCGGCUCCUCCAUCUCCCGGAGCUAUUUGCAGGAGCUGCUCGGCCGGGAUCUGGGCCAGCUGCUGUUCCACAAUGCCCAGGCCGUGACCGUGGAAUACUAUCGGGGCGAGCUCUGCGGCUGUCACAAGGAUUACGAGCGUCUGGUCGAGCCCGUCUGCCGGAAUGUGGAGCCGGAAUGUGCACGGCCCCGCUGCGUCUCGCCGCUGCGUCCCUUUGGCGCCUGCUGCUUGGUCUGCGGCGCCAUGAUGCACAUGCCCAGCGAGCACUGCACGGCGGAGGAUCGCAAGCGGCUGACCACGUUCAUUCGGGCUGCCAUCGAGCGGGAGCAUUUGGCGGACGAGCUGCAGCUGCACGUGGACUACGUGGGCUCCGCGACAUUGGGCAACCAUCUGCAGGCCAUAAUCGUGGAUCGCCGGGGUUACAGCGAGCGCAGCGUGGACUUUAUGCGUCGUCUCGCCGCCGGACGCAACCAGAGCCAGUGGCUGGCCCGGCAGUCCGGGUUGAAGCUUCUCUAUGCGGGUCGUCCGUACAAUCCAGACGUGAGCCUCGCCUCUGUUAUGCUCAUACUCUUCUGUGUGCUGCUCGUGGGCGUUGUCUCCGUGAUCAUGCUCGCCCACUUUCUGCCGGAGCAUCCCUAUCUGCGGCGCAUUCCCCAGUGGAUACACGAUCCGCGUCGCCUACGUCUCCAUCUCCAGUUGCGUCUGCGUCGCAAUCUGCUCUUCAAUCGCUUCGAUAAUGCUGCAGGCGGGGCGGGAGCGGGUGUGGAACAUCUGGCUGUCAUUGGCUACGAUGCGGAAAGCGGCGAGGUGCGCGAACGCGCCUUCAAUAAUCCCAUGUUCGAGCAGGAGCCGGAGCCGGAACAGCAGCUGGAGCAGGAGCCGGGGCAGGCAGCCCGGCCUCAAGCUGUGCCCGAAGCAACUGGCGUGCCCUCCAAGGUGGAGACAGGCGUACUGGACAGCUGCAGCGUGGAGGAGCAGGAGCUGACCGAAAUCAAUUUGGAGUCCUCCGGGUCGGAAAGUGAAGCCGAGGCCGAAACCAAGGAAUGAAACACAAAUUCGUAUGACAGAUUUUAUAGCUUUAGCUAGCCUGGAAUGGGAAGAUCCUCUUUCUAUAUAUAUCCCAGGCAAUUAUACUAUUUAUUCCCAUUUACCAUUAUCUGCCCGCAAAAAGUGGGGGAAAACAAAAAAACAAAACCCAGUUUAUAUUUCGAAAAUAUUUAUAAGUUAUCUAUCAACUAUCAGCCUGGAAUUUGAACCCAGUUUCUGUUUCUCACGUUAUCUUAUCGUAAAAUAAAAGCCAUAUCCGAGGUGAAAUCUAUAAAACUACAA
This is a messenger RNA of Drosophila virilis, 2559 nucleotides long. Lineage: Eukaryota; Metazoa; Arthropoda; Insecta; Diptera; Drosophilidae. The record is from RefSeq and is a predicted model, not a curated record.